Durio zibethinus is the source of this 1024-nucleotide messenger RNA. RefSeq names its product Heavy metal transport/detoxification superfamily protein. The record is from RefSeq and is a predicted model, not a curated record. NCBI's taxonomy places the organism in Eukaryota, Viridiplantae, Streptophyta, Magnoliopsida, Malvales, Malvaceae. Gene Ontology annotation, molecular function: metal ion binding.
UAAAAUUAAAGCAAAAUUCCCCUAAUUAUAUUAAGAUUUUUUUUUAACUUAUCUUUUAAAGCCUUUUACUUUUGUCACGCUUGACACUAUAAAUCCAUACAAGCUAGCCAUGGCCAUGACGACCAAGAGUGAGUAGCUUCUUACUUCCGCCCUAGCCUUUACGCUUCUCUCUUUGCAUUUAUUUUAUGUCCAUUUGAGACGAAACAAGUGUGAAGUAGUCAUUUUCUUCAACCUAAGACAGACCUAUCUUAGUUCUUUGGAUCAAAAUCAUUCAAACCCUUCCGACCCUUGCCUUCUCAAAGUCAACUCAAAAUGGGAGUCGAUGGCACCUUGGAAUACAUCUCUGAUUUGCUUAGCGUCGUGAAGAAGAAAAAGAAGAAGCAAACUCAAACUGUAGCUCUUAAAAUCAGGAUGGACUGUGAAGGUUGUGCCCGUAAGGUCAAGAAAGUCCUCUCCGGAGUAAAAGGGGCUAAGUCUGUGGAGGUGGACUUGAAGCAACAAAAAGCAACCGUGACGGGUAACGUGGAGGCAAAGAAAGUCCUGGCCGCGGCUCAGUCGACGAAGAAGAAGGUGGAGUUGUGGCCUUAUGUGCCGUACACUAUGGUGGCGAAUCCUUACGUGGCUCAAGCUUAUGACAAGAAGGCACCUCCCAAUCAUGUCAGGGCGGUUCCUGUCACUUCCACCAUCACUGAAACCAUCAUGGACGACAGCUACACCAACAUGUUCAGUGAUGAAAACCCUAAUGCUUGCUCCAUCAUGUAAACAAGAAGAAAUUAAUAAUAAUAAUAAUAAUACUAAUAAUAAUAAUAAUUAGAGGAUUGUACAGUUUUACAACAUUUGCAACAUAAUCUUGCUGUUUAUUUGAUGCCUCUGUGUGCUUAUCCUUUUGCACGAGGGCAACAGGUUUUUUUUUUUUUCUAGUUUUUUUUCCCCUGUUCAUUGAAACUUAUCAUUCACCAAUAAGGAAGAAUUAUGAGAAAAUAAAUUGGAGCCGGACAUGUUUGGCAAAGCUGGCAAGAUUUGA